AUGCUCGACUUUAUUCGCCAUCACUGGUACGACCUUGGUGUCAUAUCAUUCUUCCUUUCCAUUCGAUACUUCCAUCUUAAUCGGCGCAACUUGACUACUUGCCAAAAGAUCCUUCUCGCCAAUUUUAUGACUGUCUUAGUUCAUCAAUUUGAGGAAUAUCGCUUCCCGGGAGGGUUCCCAGCAGCGAUGAACAUCGGUGUUCAUGACAGCUCACGACCCGAUCGAUUCCCCUUAAGUGCCAACUCCUCGACCCUCACCAAUGUGGUGGCUACUUACGGGUUCUAUCUUCCGCCGAUAUUCUUUCCAGAGCUCGUCUGGUACGGGCUGGCGCCUAUUUUAUUCGGAUUCGGACAGUUCUUCAUCCAUGGUAUUAACAUGAACAUGGAGCUGGGUUCGACCUACAACCCAGGGCUCGCAUCAGUCAUUUUGCUUCAUAUUCCUAUCGGUUACUACUACAUUCGCCACAUGACGGAAAUUGGCAAAUUGACGGGGCGACAGUGGGCUUUGGGUCUUGCCUAUGGCGCUGCGUUCUGGUAUCUGAUGCUUAUUAAGUCUACAUUUGGCUGGCUUGUUGAUUACGACUCGCCGUAUCCGUUCUACCCUUCUGAAAUGCAGCGUGGAGGAAUGGCAGCUUGGCUUGAACGCGUCCACAAUGUUUGA
Molecule: messenger RNA, 660 nt
Organism: Penicillium maclennaniae
Lineage: Eukaryota; Fungi; Ascomycota; Eurotiomycetes; Eurotiales; Aspergillaceae
Product: HXXEE domain-containing protein
Exons: 1
Coding region: 1-660 (219 amino acids)
Source: RefSeq, a predicted model, not a curated record